AUGUCUGUCCGGGGAUACUUUGAGGCUUUUUCCAAAUGCACAGUUCUUGUCUCUCUGAGGAUUUUGCUUCUUAUGCCUGCAGGGUUGCCGGUCCACAGCCAAGGAGACUCUCAGUCUGAUAACAGAGUGAUGGACAAUAUCACCGUCCGACAAGGAGAGACAGUCCUUCUCAGGUGUACACAGGGGGACGUGGUCACACACACGGCAUGGUUAAACCGGUCAAGCAUACUGUACGCCGGAGAAGAAAAAUGGUCGGUGGAUUCCAGAGUGAGUCUGGUGACCCUUAAUCAAGAGGAGUUUACCAUCAAGAUUGAAAACGUGGACAUGACAGAUGAGGGCCAGUACGUGUGCGCAGUCCAGACCAGCAGUCGACCGAGAACCACUGUGGUGCACAUCCUCGUCCAAGUACCGCCAAAAAUCAUCAACCUGUCAAGAGAUAUUGUGGUAAACGAAGGCUCCAAUGUCACCCUGAUGUGCCAAGCCAACGGUAAACCAGAGCCUUCCAUCAGCUGGAGACUCAUCUCCCCUUCAGGGGACCUGGCAUCAGAUGAUGAGUACCUGGAAAUCCCAUCUAUCUCCAGACAGAGAGCAGGGACUUACGAAUGCACAGCUGUCAACGAUAUCGACACAGAUGUCCAGACCAUAGACAUCAUCGUCAACUAUGCUCCAACUGUGUCAGAGGGCAGAGAUGUUGGUGUGACUCUGGGUCAAAGAGGAGAGCUGGAGUGUGAGGCUGAUGCAGUGCCUGAGGCGGACUUUGAGUGGUAUAAAGAUGACAGAAGGAUCUUCAAUGGUUUCGAUGGCAUGGAGAUCAUGAAUAUGGGCUCUCUGUCCAAACUGACAUUUUUUAACGUGUCUGACGGAGAUUAUGGCAACUACACCUGCGUCGCCAUCAACAAACUGGGGAGCUCAAACACAAGCUUCCUCCUGUAUGUGGUAAUCGAGCCCACUAGCUCAACGCUAUUGCAAGGACCUCGAGCAGUUCAGGACGGCAGCGGCGGCGCGAUGGGAGUGCACUCACACACCUGUCUCCUCCUCCUAGUGUUUCUGCCAUUUCUGCUCCGAUUUUGA
Messenger RNA from Scomber scombrus (Atlantic mackerel), 1071 nucleotides. RefSeq names its product neurotrimin (gene ntm). Gene Ontology annotation, cellular component: neuron projection. The coding region runs from base 1 to 1071 and encodes 356 amino acids. NCBI's taxonomy places the organism in Eukaryota, Metazoa, Chordata, Actinopteri, Scombriformes, Scombridae. The record is from RefSeq and is a predicted model, not a curated record. The transcript is spliced from 8 exons.